AUGGCCACUGCAACAGCUGCCCAACCGGCCCCUUCACGCGCCCCGACUCCCCGCUCCAUACCACCGCGCUCUUCUUCUAGUCUCCCGUCCGAGUCCGGAGCUCCGGGGACUUCUAAGUCGCGGACACAACAGGCCCAAGCUCCCGCCCAACCGCAGCAGUCGCAGGCGCAGUCGCAAUCGCAACCGCAGCCACAAUCACAGGUCCACGGACCCCUCUCGGACAAGGCGACGGCGUUCCUGAUCCGUCGCAUCCUCUGUCCCCAACACGCCGACAAGGGCAGGCACACGCCAGCGCCCAUCGAGGAGUUGCUCCCGCCACUGACGAGCCGGAACGAUGUGGACCUGCAACUGUACGCUCUCAUCGCCAUCAUCCUGCGCGAAUUCGUCCAGAAUUGGUACGCCAAGAUCACACCCGACGAGACUUUUGUUGCCGAAAUCGUCCAGAUCGUGGCCCAUCUUACUCGUGCUCUGGAGCAGCGACUGAGGAAGGUGGACUUGGAGUGCCUGCUAUUUGACGAGCUGCCCGAUCUCCUCGACAAGCAUGUCACUGCCUACCGAGUGGCCCACGAUCCCAUCACGCAGCCGCCCGUUAGAACAGACCCGCGCGAGAUCUAUCACUCGCUAUGCCCGCUCCCCGCCCUUUCCCCCGUUCCCCGGCCGGGGGACCCUGAAAGCAUCGCCCUGCAGGCCGCGAACGAGGCUGCCUAUCGCCAACUGCUUGUCCAUGGCUUCCUUGCCAUUAUGCUCCCCACCGAGGACGUUGAAAACGGCUGUUUGACGGCCCUGGUUGGUCAGAUCCUUUCGGAGCUAAUUAUCGGCAAUACGGUUGCCAACAGACUAUCGGAGCCAUGGCUCAUCUGGGAACUCCUCAUCAUCGCGUCCAGGGCGGUCGGCCAGAAGAACACGACUAAGAAUACCGGCCGCUUGGGGAAAUCGAGCACCGGAUCUUCAAACGCCAGAUGGAGGUUCUCCGUGUACGGCCUAUUCUGGACGAGCCUGCAGUGGUGCUUCCUCAUUGUCUCGUUCGUGAGGGCGGCUUUUGCGGUCGUGCUGACAAUAGGCUCUCUUCCUCCCCGGUCCGGCCGCGCCACAAGCCCAAAGCAGGACAAAAUAUCCCGAGACGGAAUCAACCAGGGGCCCAUCAUGCCCACCACCGGUUUCGCCGAUACGGAUCUACCGCAACCACCAGCAACACCCGUGCUCGCAUUUCGAUUAUGGUCAGCCAUCUCGAAUCUCGCCGAAAUGGACGUCCGUAUGCCCUGGUUGUGCGGCGCGUCCUCGAUGUUACAAUGGAUCGCCGUCCGGGGGCCGGGGCGAAUCGCCGAUGUGAACGGCGUCCUCGAUAGGCUCCUAUCAAACGGCAUUCAGCGGCAUGUCUUUGACGCGGCUAACCUACCCCCACUCCUUCGCACGGUGCGAGGGUCCUUGUUUCCCAACAAUAUGCCUGCCGGCAAGCCGACACUGGUCGCUCCCUCUUCCGAUGCUGAACUGCUCGCCGUCAGGCGCAAGUGCGCUAGCGCUCUUUGGGCGCUUGUUCCGAAGGGGGUGGGAAGGCUCUAUUUUGGCGGUGGCCUGCUGCGAGCUAAUUCCGUUUCGAGCCUGAGUCGGAGGCCCUUCGCAACGCAUCGUGGUGGUGAUGAGAAAGGUCAAGGCCACGGUCAUCAAAGCCAGGGUCCAUUCCAUCAUCAAUCUGGCGGCUACGCUGCCCGGAAUGAUGACGAUGCCACGCCCGCCGCCGCCGCAGAAAACAUGGCUAUAGACCGGGAUCGGGGCCGGGGCCAGGACCGGGACCGGGAUCAUCAGGACAAGGACGGGAAGCGCGCGGACAAUAAUAACAACAGUGGCCAAGACGAAAUGGUCGGCGAAUACUCCGACGAGGGAGGAGAUGACAUGGGCGAUGGCGAGGGCGAUAGCGCGGGCCAGGACGAAGCGAUCCUGAUGGAGAUUGAGCGGGGCAUAUUGGACGUCUUUUCCGACGCCUACUGCAACAAACAUCUCGUAUACGGUGCGCUGGAGCUGAUCUUGGUCAGGCUGCUGCCGGAGUUGACGGAGAAAGGCGCGCUCGAGCUCUGGGCUGAGCGGUUUUCCGAGUGA
This is a messenger RNA of Dichotomopilus funicola, 2094 nucleotides long. Its product is annotated as PXA domain-containing protein. The record is from RefSeq and is a predicted model, not a curated record. Lineage: Eukaryota; Fungi; Ascomycota; Sordariomycetes; Sordariales; Chaetomiaceae. The transcript has 5 exons. Bases 1 to 2094 code for a protein of 697 amino acids. Gene Ontology annotation, molecular function: phosphatidylinositol binding. Gene Ontology annotation, cellular component: late endosome; extrinsic component of endosome membrane; early endosome. Gene Ontology annotation, biological process: protein targeting to lysosome; endosome to lysosome transport; early endosome to late endosome transport.